Messenger RNA from Lingula anatina, 3751 nucleotides. RefSeq lists its product as uncharacterized. Lineage: Eukaryota; Metazoa; Brachiopoda; Lingulata; Lingulida; Lingulidae. The record is from RefSeq and is a predicted model, not a curated record.
UCAUGGUGACAUGAUUGUACACAUACAGGUGCACUAUUAUCGACAUUGCCAUACGUGAUCAGUAGAUUCCCUAUGUCCAACAUGAAGGGGACACUUUUUCAACCAACGGUGGCUGCAUUGACUGCGUUGUGCUUUUUAGGAAGAGAUGCAUCGGCUGCUGAAACCAUUCAGAGUUUAGAAGCUAAACUAGGAGACUUAGGGGAUCUCGGUUUCCCUCUUCCCACAGGCGGUGCAGCUGAGGCAUCCACCCCUUUCAAACUUGGACUGAAGGCACUACUGCUGGACAUGAACGGUCUGGCACGGGAGCAAUUUCAGACCGCCGGGAACGCUGGAUUUGCCUUCGCACACUGGGGCAGUGCAAUAGCCAGGCACUCUACAGUUACCUACGAGAACGAUGAUUUGGAGGUCGCAAAUCGAUUUCUCAAUAGGACAUUGGAGGGGGAGAGCCAACUGAACCCUUUUCAAAAGAAACUGGUGCAGGCAGCCGUGGCACUAUUUAUGCCAGGGAAAUCGAGAGUUUCCAGGGUUGAAACCUUCACGGCUUUGCUCAAAGAAAUAGUAGAUAGUCCAAAUGUUACUAAUAGUUUUGUGAAAUUACUUUACAUCAAAAGUCUUCUAGAGACAGCUCAGCUGAGUCGAAACGAGACUUUACAAAACAUGGUCAAAGAUAUGCUAAGACCAACAUUGGACACAGCGGACAUUGUAGAUCCAGACUUGCGUUUAUAUUAUUACUACCUCGCGCUGAUAACGUAUAAAAGAAUAGAUGAAGCUGAGACUGCCAAGGAAUUUGCAAACGCAUUCAACAGUUCCACAAACUUGCCAGCAUAUUCAUUUCAUCUUGCUCGAGCUGGGAUCUAUGUUCGUUUAGGACUAUGGAAGAUGGCUCACAGCGCGAUUUCAGCUGCAAAUAGCCUUGUUGAAGACAGAACCAUGUUUAUGCAGGAUUCUGGUGGAAAUUACCCUCGUCUUAAUUGGUUGAGAGUAAAGGAGACCAAGCAUUUUAUUCACCUCCAGCGCGGAGAGUUUGUGAAGGGACUAGAAGUUUUAAACGAAGUGAGGGAGUUCGUCGGACGGAUUGGCAACGGUAGCGAUCCCGUAAAACAGGCGUUCUUAUAUCGUAUGACGUCAAGACACUAUUUUGAGACUUACCAGCUGAAUCUGCCUAGUCCCUCCCUUCCAGACGUACAGCAACUGGAUGAGCGUUUACCAAAUGGGUUUUAUACAACGUAUUCUGAGGCAGCCCUGCAUGUAGCAACGGCUCAUAAACUGUUGAAGGAGAGCACAUAUGAUACGAACGAAAUAAAGCGUAUUUCAGUCAGAGUGGACCAAAUCCGGAGUCGAACCCUUCUUCAUGUGAACGGAUCCGAAUCAUUGGCUGCUCUACAUUCGUUACAUUUGGUCGAUUAUUGCAAAUAUCAACUAAUGGCGCUCUGGGCUUAUGCAAAUAAAUCUCUACCUCAAGCCAAACGUUACCUUACCCUUGCUGCAAGAAUUGAAGAAGUCCAUCUUCGCACAGCGUUUUCAAUGGAGCCUACCAUUUUGUUUUUGCCUUCAAUGGAACUGUACGGGGAUAUGAUGCAGCAGAUGUACAGUGAAGAACAAGGGUCAUCCAAAAAUACGUUCAAGGGCCCAGCUCUUCACAUUCAGGCUUACUACCAAUUAGCCCUUGUUCUAUAUCCUAAUCGUCCAAGCACUGUAUACAGAAUUGCCAAAAUAUUUGGAGAUGCUGAUAUGGCGGUUUAUUACAUACCGGUGGCUGUCAAGUGGUAUACCAAGACCAAGGAUAACUGGGUAGACGCUGAUACAACAUUUGACGGGUUAAGAGAAGCCCAAAUAUACAUCGAAUCCAAGAACCCACCGGAUAGGCUGAACCUAGUCAUCGGCCUAGGUGCGGGAGCAGUGGGGCUUGUGAUCAUUGUUGUUGUGAUUGUUGCAUGCUGCAGGAGAGACAAAGAAGAUUUCAACUACAACAACAAAGGCAUUGAGGCAGUAAAUCGCAGAAAUAACAAAGACGCCAAGAGAGUAGCCAAAGACGAUGUUGCGACCACCUCACGCAUAUAUGACACCCCUGAAAUAUACGAUGCGAGGCAUUUUGAAAGCGCCAACAGCGAUGGGACCGCUUCUCGCAAGCCGGAGUACAAAAACUUAAGUGAACCGGUACAGUCACAGCGGCCACAAUACGAUGAUACAGCUGCUGCAGUCCCAACAGUGAUUGUCACUGACGAAGACGUUGGCGCUGGAGUGUCGGAAAUGACCGUAUCGCAAACCUACUUCGAUGACACCGCAACCGACCAAACAAUGAGCUUCGAGCGCCAUUAUAACACGGCGGGGAUGUCAACUUUCUCAGACAGCCCCCGUGCAACAGAAGGGACAAUGACAAUGGCAGCUAUGGAUAAACCCGACCCACACGAUUCUAUUGAUGACGAUGAUGGCGAAGAUGAUAACCACCACACCUGGGAUGAAGAUUCCAAGCCUCUAAUAAAUAUCGUCAACGUCGACGACGCGGCCGACAGCGAACGAGAAGAGGCUCCCCCGCCAGUGUACACCCCUGGUUUCCAUGAUCUCGACACUGUAAUUGCAUCUCAAGAGGGUAAUACCGAUGACAUGUCUGACGAUAACAACAGAGCGGACCAUUAUGAUUCCCAACCUGCCGAGAGGGAAACUUUGGUGAGCGAAGGGCGUGUGAAUAACGGUGAUGACAACAACGCCACGGGCUUCGAUGAUCUCGAUGAUGUCAUAGCAUCGCAAGGUGAUGAUGACGCGGCUGGUGAUAACCAACCUGCCGAGCCUGAAACCUCCAUGACUGGCGGGACGAUAGAUCACGGCGAUGAUAACACCUACGAUGACCGCGAUAGCAAUGGGUCUUCAUUUAGGAACUCGUUCCCGCCGCCACCGCCUGAAAUUGAUAUAGAAAUCGAGGAUGCACCGGUUCGAAGAUAUGAUGAUGAUGACGAUGAUGAAAACCAGUGGGUAACAUCGCUUGAUGAUGAGCGACGUUAUUGAUGACAAUGAUGUUAUUGGUGUUCAAUAAAGAUUAAAGAGUGCGCUUUUCUGCUUAUAUGUAAUUCUUAGAGAUACAAUUGACAAGUUUACACUUGCCAAGAAUGAAGCGUUAAUGUGGUGCCUUGGGCGUUAGUUGCAGCAGUAUUGCAUUCGGUCGUGGUCAUUUAUUAAUCGGAAAUAUACCUAAAACAGCAAUUUCACUAUUUUGGACCGAUUACGUAGGACCGUCUAUAACUACGUUCCGGUAUCCGUUACCUUCGACAAUCUAAACAUUACGAGAAACAGUACGAGAAAGGUAAAUAAGUCAUCGUAGUGGAAAAUUUAAAAGCAUCCGACAGAACCGUCAGAUUGGCUACUAUUUAAAACAUAUUAUAAGAGAAAGAGAUGUGAACAGAUGGGAAGUGUUAAAUUGCUAUUUUUAUGUGGCAAGGAUGGGCCUCUCAAGAACUUGAACUUCCGUUUUCAUUGGUUUUAACCCAUUAGAAUAUUCUCUUUUAAAUAUUAAAAACUUGAUAUUGACUGUGAAUUUUAAAUGCCGCUAAUCCAUGGGAAUUUGAAGGUUGCAGGCUAAAUAUACUUAUAAGUAAAAUAAUAGGCCUAUUUAAGGAAAAUGUACAUCCCUGAAAAAUAUACAUAAUUGAAUUGCUUGAUUGCUUUCAAUAGAAAUCUUGUAAAAUCCUGGAAAUAUUGUUAAAACAUUAUUAAAGAAUAAAUGAAGUAUAGGUGUUUUGCCUUUUACUUUUUUGAA